AUGGUGUUUUCAAAAUUAAUAAGACAAAUAACAAAACAAUUGUUGCCAAUAAAUACCCGGACUGUCAAUAUAUCUGUCGGUGCGGUUCGUAUGGCGGCUACAAGUUAUCAAUCGUUUUCGUCAUCACAACACGUAUACCGCAUGUCGUUAAACACGUGUCAAUCAUUGUACGAUAGGAAACAUAUAGAUGACUACUAUAGCGAUGCAGAAGAAGACUACCAACAAAAAAAUCGCAACAAAUGGUAUAUCCGUUUUGCGCCCGAAACGGGUGUUAAAGUAAAUGUCGAGUACGUGGACACCAAUCCUGAUGCUGCUGCAGAUUGUCCGACAAUUGUGGUAAUGCAUGGGUUUCCGGGCAGUUAUCGAGACUUUGACCGCUUAAUCAAACAUUUCGGUGGCGACGAUGACAACGGAAAACAAAACGUAAGACUAAUUGUACCGAAUUUUCCAAACUUUGAAGACACGGAUCGUUUGAAUUAUUUUUGGCACUCAAGUGAAGAGCGGUCACAGUAUCUGAAAGACUUACUGAGACAACUGAAUGUCCGACAAAUUGAUUGUCUUGUUUGUCAUUCGGCUUCGGUAUCGACCGCAGCAUAUUUCUGGUCAUCAAUUACUGAACCGAUAGAUUCCUUGAAAAUCAAUAGUGUCUGCCUAUUGGCAACACCGGGACCCAAAGUAGCCACAAAGUUAGGCCAUGUGUUUACCGGAACUGUGACUAAUCUGAUGCGCGUUCCGUCCAUUCGUCGAUUUUUUCGUAGUCGAUGGUCGGCUUCGUUACCGACUUCCGUACGCCGAUUGUUACCUUACAUUGGAGUUAGCAGUAAAUUGGAUUUUGACGAUUUUGCAUUAUUGAUGACAGUCUACUACUUAUUUGAUACCGAGGGAACAGUUGUCCAACGAAUCAGACAUUUAGCUGAUAAACAAAUACCGACAGUCGCUGUCUUUGGUUUAGCCGAUCGGUAUCACAAAAAAGAAAUCUAUGACAAUAUAUUGGAUAUAUUGGGCGCCACUGAAGAUAACAUUGUCGUAUAUGAUAGCGAUGACGACAACAACAAAGAUACAGUAACUAUACGUCCAAUUGGUGACAAUGAUGAUCAUCGAUGGCUACGAGUGAUUAAAAUUAAAGGCGCCGGUCAUUACCCGUUUAAUACACACCACAAACUGAUCCAUCAAUUUAUUGAACAAUUGAUUGCUAAAUAA
This is a messenger RNA of Oppia nitens, 1200 nucleotides long. RefSeq lists its product as uncharacterized. NCBI's taxonomy places the organism in Eukaryota, Metazoa, Arthropoda, Arachnida, Sarcoptiformes, Oppiidae. The record is from RefSeq and is a predicted model, not a curated record. The transcript has a single exon. Bases 1 to 1200 code for a protein of 399 amino acids.